Molecule: messenger RNA, 510 nt
Organism: Orbilia oligospora ATCC 24927
Lineage: Eukaryota; Fungi; Ascomycota; Orbiliomycetes; Orbiliales; Orbiliaceae
Exons: 1
Coding region: 1-510 (169 amino acids)
Source: RefSeq, a predicted model, not a curated record
AUGCCUUCCUUCACUCAAAUCAUCGCUCUCUCUAUCGCCGCCCUCUCGGCUACCGUCUCUGCUAGCCCAGUAGACUGGGAACUCACUGCUCGCGAUGUCAACAUCUGCUGGGGAAAGGGCUCUAAGGGUACUGAUGGCUACACCCAUCCAACUCCAUCCCGCUGCCUACAAGUCCACUACGAGGACUCCUUCACCGCGCCAUUCACUAUCGCGCAACCCGGUGCCCCAUCCUUCGAACUCAUCACAGAGUCCCACCAAACAUUCGGCCCAAUGCACUGUUGCAACUCCUGCAAGGCUGCUGACAACUGUGUCGGUUGGCAAAUUAUGGCCAACUGUGACUGCGUCUUGUGGAAAGCCCCAACCCUUACCAAUGCCGAAAAUGUUCUCGGAGUUUGGGCUCAAGAUGGUCCAUUCCGUAACCAGACUGGUUCUUUCCACCGUGGACCAUCCUUCCCAGUUGCUCCAAACUUCUUUGGCAACACCACCUUCAAGGUUCCACAGGCUCUUUAA